Molecule: messenger RNA, 3127 nt
Organism: Wyeomyia smithii (pitcher-plant mosquito)
Lineage: Eukaryota; Metazoa; Arthropoda; Insecta; Diptera; Culicidae
Product: protein FAN-like
Exons: 8
Coding region: 395-3106 (903 amino acids)
Molecular function (GO): protein binding
Source: RefSeq, a predicted model, not a curated record
GAAAAUGCACACCCGUCGCUCCCAUCACCACCCCACCGGAGCGGCGAAAAUCACCCUGAUAUGGAACAGCUGACAAAAUUGCAAUCAACAAAAUCGCCGCCUACCGCCACCAGAUGAUUGUGUUGAUUUUGUUUGCUUUUGUAUAGAAAAAAAGUACGCAACAGUGAAACUCAAACGGGAGACAAUUAGCAAUAACAAAUUCGUUUUUACAGUAGAAUCCAAUUGAAAAGUGUCGUGUAAAAAGUACGUGUGUCAAUAAUGUUCGCUGACUAGCAGUUGUUUGUUUGUUUGUUUUGUAUUGUUCCGGCUGUGUACAACUCAGUUCAGUGUGAAGAUCGAGUUCAUUGAUGUAAGCGUAACAGCAGGUGACGGUCUGUUUUUAUUUCUCUUUAUCAUGGAAAAGGAAAGAUUUUCACUGCUGCUUCUUGAACCGGGUGAAAUUUACUUCGAAGAUUUCUCCGUGGAUCUGAUGCAACCGUACGAUGGACACGGUUCCUCGUCUUCGUCAUCGUCCCCGUCGCAAGCUUCCCUGAUUGGGCGGCUAAAAAUGUGCUCAAAGUCAGUGGUUUUCGAAGCUAAGGACAAUCUCAGACUGCCGCUAGUGAAAAUAGCCUACAAAGACUGCUUGCAGAUCCGCCGCUGGGAACCGACCAGUCUGGCCGCCUCGGACUGCAACGUACUGACGAUCGAGUGUAGCCAGUACACGGAAAUGCUCAACGACAAUGUGGUCCAACCGUACCGCUUUUGCCAGGAACGGCGCGUAUUUCUGUUCAGCUUUCAUUACGCCAAACUGGACGAUUACAUCCAGCAGCUGUGUCAGCUACAUCGGGCUUCGACCCUGCAUGCCUACGAGCAGAACAGUAUGAUCGCAACCAUCGUCUUCUCCCGCCACAACCGGGUGAAAUUCAAUCCUCUCUGGUUGGAGAAUCUGUACGAGAAAAUUAUCGUCGACUAUCAGGUGGAUGAGAUCAAUCCUCUGGUGGUGAAUCCCGGCCGGUUGCUGCUGACAAACGUGUUUGUCUACUUUCAGCCGUACAACAAUAUUCAAACGUACCCGGUGUUGAAAAUCCGCCUCAAAUCGAUUCAGAGCUUCAUCAAGCGACGCUUUCUGCUGCGCCACGUCGGUCUGGAAAUCAAGUGGUCCGCGUCCCAUCCGUCCGAGCGUCGCGAGCAGCUGCUGUACGUAUCCUUCCGUGGUCAGUCCGAACGGGAUGACUUUUACGCGAACGUUCUCGAGCAGGACGAUUUUUCCGUCGUCGAACAGAUCCCGGAAAGUAUCACGCUCAAGUGGCAAAAUGGGCUCAUCUCGAACUACGACUAUCUGCUGUAUCUGAACAGUUUGGCCGAUCGGACGUAUCAGGAUUUAACGCAGUAUCCGGUGUUUCCGUGGGUGAUUAGCGAUUACAGCUCGGAGCGGUUGAAUCUAAGCGAUCCCGCUGUCUAUCGGGAUCUCACGAAACCGAUUGGAGCAUUGAAUGAGGAAAGACUGCAACGACUGCUGGAGCGGUAUGAAGAGAUGGGUGACCCGAAGUUUCUGUACGGUUCGCACUAUUCCGCUCCUGGACUGGUUCUGUUCUAUUUGGUGAGGAAGUAUCCGAAGUUGAUGCUGUGUUUGCAGAACGGACGCUUCGAUCAUCCGGAUCGGAUGUUUAACAAAUUGGAGGAUGUGUACAUUAACUGCUUGAAUAACAUGGCCGAUUUCAAAGAAUUGGUGCCGGAGUUUUACGACACAGAAAGCGGAGGAGAUUUCUUACUGAACAAGAUGAAGAUCAAUUUCGGACAGCGCUUUGACGGGACUCCAGUUAAUCACGUGCAUCUGCCCAAGUGGUCCGAAGGCUCUCCGGAGAAGUUUGUGCGGCUGCUGAGAGACGCACUUGAGUCGGACGUUGUGUCCGCUAAUCUGCACCAUUGGAUUGACCUGAUUUUUGGGUACAAGCAAAGGGGUGAGGAAGCAGUUAAAGCGAAUAAUUUGUUUUACUACCUAUGCUACGAGGGCUCGGUGGAUUUGGACGAAAUCAAAGACCUGGCAAAACGGCAUGCACUGGAGGUUCAAAUAUCUGAGUUCGGUCAAAUUCCAAAGCAACUCUUCCGCACGCCCCACGUUCCAAAGCUGGUUAAAAUUGAAACCUCUCUGAACAAUGGCCAAAUCCUACCCGCCAGCGGCGGCGAGCUGCGAAUCGAGUUGGAUGCCCAGUAUCACUCCCACAAAGAUGAAAUCACCUCACUGCUGUUGGAUGAAACGAUGGGUAGUAUCUUUACGACAAGCAAGGAUGGUACCUUCAAGUGUUACAGUCUGACGGAGAGGCGACAGACUCGAAGCGUGCAGGUCAGCGAUAUGCCAUUAAGCGCCGCUCGGUUGACCAGUGAGAAGUUAAUCAUACUGGGAUGUUGGGACAAUAGCAUAAUAAUUUACAACCUCGAUUACGGACGGAUUUCACAGGUGAUAUCAGCCCAUGACGAUGCGGUUUCGUGCCUCUCUAGUGUGGAUGCGAGUGAAUUGUUAGUGUCCGGAAGCUGGGACUGUAGCGUAAAGAUAUGGAACAGUUUCCACAUCGAUGCGGUGAUCGGUUACCUCCCGUUGGAGGAUAAAAUCGUUUGUCUGGACACGUUUCAGUCGGGUAAUAGUCUGAAAGUGAUCGUUGGUUCUGCCAGCGGGGAGGUUUUCCUCUGGAAGCUGACACUGAAGCAUAACAACCGGAAGCAACCGAUCGAUAUCGAAACUCAGGAACACAAACUGGUUGUCCAGCACCGGGAGGGUGCUGUUUGUGUGGCACGCUUCAACCGGACGGGCUCGCUUAUCGUAAGCUGCGGGGAGGAUCGUAUGUUCAACAUUGUGGACAUCGAAACCGGGAUGGUGAUAUUCAAGCGGGAAAUGGUAUCCCCGGUAGGGACACUCUGUUGGACGAAAGAUGACAAGUAUCUACUGCUGGGUGAUCGCGGUGGGGUAUUGUACGUGUGGAAUAUGCUGGAUGGUGUGAUACAGAGGGAACUCGUGGUGCAUUCCGGUGGCGUUUAUUGUAUCGGAAGCACCCGUGAUGGUCAGAUUAUUACCAGUGGAAAAGAUGAUCGGGAUUAUUGUGUGAAAAUAUGGCGGUGCAAUCUGUGAGUAUAGUUUUUUUUUUUUUGU